GUAUUAAGGUUAGUUAGUAUAAUACAACUUGUGGAAAUUCUUGAAGAAGCCUUGUUGCUUUUUACGUCCUAAAACAAUCUGUUCAAAUUUCUUUUAAUACAUGGCGCAAAAGUGAGAUUUUUUAGUUGUAGAGUGUUUUUCAACUUCGUUCCCAGGCCAUGUUACUCUUUUGAAAAAAUUAACUAUCCGUGUCAAUAGAUCCUGGGGACAAAGAUGUUGUUUAUUACAGCUUUUAUUUCAAGGUUUUUGGAUUGUUGCCAGACCCACUACUAGCUGUUAUAAUAUCUAGUCGUGGUAGAAACUGGACUAUCUAAAUACGUAAAACCUCGUUCCCCGACUUCUAAUGUAUUUGUUUAUUAACAGUACUGCUAAAAUAUAUUUGUCAACCUCGUCCCCAGGACAUCUUGUAUCUUUUUUCGCCGUUCCGGUUAUAGAAAAGAGACAACGGGCGCUGGGAACGAGGUUGUAUAUUUGUAUCAAUUCUAAUAAUAGCGUUAUAACAAUAUACUAUAUCCGUGGUAUUCAUAUUGUUACUGAUGUAUCGCUAACAUUUGUCAUUCUUCCUCUUCUUCUUCUUCUUCUUUUUUCCUUCUUCUUCUAAAAGGCCUAAGCACGAAGUUUGUUGUACGUGAUCACGUAAUUUUGCCAUGACUUCCAGUUAAAAAUUCAAGCAAUGUCAGAAUGUCAUUUUUGACAGGAAAUACAUGCAAGAAACCAUCACAACAUGCUUCCUCACUUGAAGUUCAUGAAAAGGUUUUAAUUCAUAACUGCGACAGCAAGACUCAAAAUAUUUCUUUGUGUAAUUAAGCGCAGCUGAUUUUGAAGAACUUACAAUUGACCAAUAUUUUCUUUUGUCGCAGGUGUAAGCCUGUUACCAUGGUAGCAAAAAAUCUCCAUCCAUAUGCUAUUUUGUUGACUCUAAGCAUAUAAGAAGUGAAGUAUUUCAUACUAUCAUCUCAGAUGGAGUGUUAAAAAGACGACUUGUAUUGACAUAGCCAUAUAGAAUGCAUUUCUUCGAACAGAAUAUGUUUGUGGUCCGAUGCUAGACGAAGAUAAAAUAUACUCAAAACACCAAUAUAUAUAUAUAUUUAAAUUCAUGCGAGACGAAAUUUCAUAGCGUUAUUAUAUUGGAAAUAGGUUGAAUUUUCUAAAAUAAAUAAGAAUUCUAAACGCUUUUUUAUUAUGGCAUCGGUUAUGGCAGAGCAGAAAAGUAUAAAUCAUGAAAUUGGGAAGUGUCAUCAUAAGUCAAGUGGAAUCGAAAAUCGCCAAUUGAAUAAAAGUUGUGAAACUUGUCAGUUCGAACCUUGUAUCAUAUGUAACAUGAACCAACGAAAAGUUACUGAAAUUGAACAAAAACAAGUUCUCUUGCAAGAUAAAGAUUUGAAAGCAGAAUGCUAUUAUGGAGAUAAAGAACUAGAGUUAGACAGUGAUUAUAGAGAUAAAACUGAAUUUAAAUCUUUUGUUGAAAUUCCUUUAAAAGAAAGAAUUAGUGAUGACGAUACUUCAGUACUAAAUGGUGAAACGGCGCUUCAAGAAGAAACACGUAUAGAUAUUAUCACAGAAAAUAAUAAUAACACAGUAUUAUUACAACAAACACGUUCGUGCAGCUCUCACACAGACUCAGAAAAAAAUAAUGUCUCUCAGAAUAUAAAAAGCGUGCAGCCUUCCAUUGAAAUCUUUGAUACUGUUUCGCUGUCUGAACCGUGUUGUCGAGUAUGUCAGUGUGACGAUGAAGAAGAAAAACUGAUUAGUCCAUGUUAUUGUUCUGGUUCCGUGAAGUGGGUGCACGAAAGUUGUCUUAUUAAAUGGAUGAAAAGUUCUUGUAAAGAUUCGUGUGAAUUAUGUAGAAAACACAUCGAUAUUGCAAAGCGAAGGAGACCGAUAUCAAAGUGGAAACUUCCAUCACAACGGCCGACACCUGUGUUAUGGGUAUUUGUCUUUGUCACGGCAAUCGCGUUGAAUUUGGCGUCGGUCAUUAAAGAUGCGUCCCGUUUAUGCUCGUCAACGCCGUGUUUAGUUUUCUACGCCGUUGGUUGCAUCGGCGUCAUUUUGGGAACGUUGUUUCUUGUUUAUUGGACUAAGCGAGCCCGAACGUUUAUAAACCACUGGGUUGAACUGAACGAAGAAUGGGUUGUUUUGUCUGGAAAGAAGGAUAAGCGAGACGAACUCGUAAAUCAUGGAAACAGUAGUAAGCAAGUUCUAAAAACAGAAGCAACGCAGUAUGUGUGAACCCGGUCAAUAGAAUAUUACUUGUUUAUCUGAGAUAAACUCCAAUUUAUUAACCUCUUCCCCCGGACUUUCUUCGUGGAAUGGGCUUUUAAAUGCAACCUUGCAUUUCAUGUUCUCCAUCUGGGAUGCUAUUCUUUGCGCUAGCAGUAUUUUAAAUUCAGGCAAUUUAGGUUUUUGUGAACGAGUUAAAAACCCGAACCGAAUGACAAUAUUUAAAGUUCAUCUUCCUCCUCAGUUCAAUGAUUUGUUCUCCUUUUAAGCGUAUACCUAGUUAUAAUAAAAGAAAAGAUCCUGGGGAAGAGGUUGUAAAUUAUAAAUCCACGUAAAUAAAAGUGUUGAUCAAAAAAUUGUUUUUCGCGCUUUUAGUGACAAUAGUUGGCUUACUUUCCCAUAUUUUAAAGUAACUUAAAAAGAGACCUAAAAAGAGAUCCUUUUUUUCUCUACAUUGCUAUAUGGCUCCACUUAAAAAUAUAUACUCUAAGAUGUGACGUCAAACGUUUACACAACUUAGUGUCCAGGCGAUGCUUAGUAGUGUAAGUACGAAGCCCCUGAGCCGUUAUUAUGGAACGGCUCUGGAAACGAGAUUGGGAUUAAUGGACUGUUUUAUUAAUACAUUUUUGUACUUUUUAAUAUAUUUAUUUGAAUUAAAUGUGUAAUAUAUAAGUUUUAGUUGUAAA
Hydractinia symbiolongicarpus is the source of this 2906-nucleotide messenger RNA. Its product is annotated as E3 ubiquitin-protein ligase MARCHF2-like. Gene Ontology annotation, biological process: protein ubiquitination. The transcript has 3 exons. The record is from RefSeq and is a predicted model, not a curated record. The coding region runs from base 1183 to 2229 and encodes 348 amino acids. Gene Ontology annotation, molecular function: ubiquitin-protein transferase activity; zinc ion binding. NCBI's taxonomy places the organism in Eukaryota, Metazoa, Cnidaria, Hydrozoa, Anthoathecata, Hydractiniidae.